UCUGGACGGGACACGCUCCCCCCAGCUCCAAACGUUUCACUGGAAACUCAGAAUUGAAACUCAGAGGAACUUGCCAUCAAGGGAUUCUGGGACCCCACAGGAUUUUCUUGAGCACUGGGUUACCAUCUUCAGGGUUAACUGCCUCGGGUCCAGGAGUGGAGUGACAACCGGCUGACCCUCAUCUGGACCAACCUCACUGGAUAGUGUUGUGAAGUCACCUCAGUUCUCUUGUAUGUGGGGAUCUAACACACAUGUCCAGCCGGUCCACUUUUGAGCCCAGCGUUGAGGGGAGGCUGUUCAUGCCCUAGUGGAGACACCACGGCCUGCUGACUGUAACAUCUAUAUAUCUAUAUUCAUAAACUCAUACGUGUGUAAGUGAUGGGUGCGGCCUUUAAGAGGUUCUGUGCUCGUUUUUGCUGCUGCUGUUGCUGUGAUGAGGAGGAGGAGGAAGAGAAGAGACCCAUACUUGGGAAUGAGACGCUGGAGUACUUCAACCGUGAAGCGCAGAAGAGGCGGGACCAGGAGACCAACCUGUGGAGCGAGCCUGGAGAUCCCUCCCACUCUGAGAGAGAUGACGAUCGAACGCUUUACAACCUGCUGCAGCAGAGGGCAAAGACACGAACAGGCUCAACGGGCUACCGUCGUCUGAGCGUAGACAUCGAGGCCGUGAGGGAUUUCAGACGCGAGGUGCGGGACAAGUGGAAGAUGCUCCUGGAAAACCUGGGUUUCAUGGCAGAGGCGGAGUCUUUGCUGACCGUGUCAUCGGGCGCCUCGCUGGACCGUAUGCGUAACGCCCCGCGCUCCCGUGCUCUACUGCAGACCCUCGCCUCUGAGACCUCCAUCUUCAGCAGCAGGGAGCCUCCACCCGAGAGAUACCUCUUCAUUCUGGACCGUUUGAUCUACCUGGACGCCGCUGACGACUUUGUGGCAAAGGCUCGCCGCUUCUACCCUCCCAAAGACAGCGACGAUGAGGAAGAGGGGUCAGGGCUGUCCAUCAACCUCCCGCUGCUGCUCUCCAGAAUCCAGCCGGCCGUGUCCGGAGGCGAGGACGAAGUGGACGGAGAGGACGGCAGCGGCCGAGACGAUGACAACUACAACGGCCGCGAUUGAACACAAGGAAGAGGAAGAGGAAGAGGAAGAGGAAGAGGAAGGGCGAGGAAGGAAUGUGAGGGGAGAGGAGGUGCAUGCUGAAGAGCUUACGAGAGGUGGAUUAAGGAGCGCAUGGGGCAAUUCCGCGCAAAACUGUCACAUCCAUAACGGCAACACAAUGCCAUGGUAUUUAGUUGGCGUUAUGGAUGUGACAGUUUUGCAUGGCAUUGCCCCAUGUCAAAUGUGAUGUUUUAACAUGUGAUGUUUUAAACACCCAAAACCUGCAUUGCUGUUUUAAUUGACCAGAUAGACCAAUUAACCUUUCGCCUGACAUGAAUUCUAUUACGAAGAGUUUGCUGUA
Molecule: messenger RNA, 1450 nt
Organism: Alosa sapidissima (American shad)
Lineage: Eukaryota; Metazoa; Chordata; Actinopteri; Clupeiformes; Clupeidae
Gene: mreg
Product: melanoregulin
Exons: 7
Coding region: 379-1110 (243 amino acids)
Biological process (GO): melanosome transport
Cellular component (GO): melanosome
Source: RefSeq, a predicted model, not a curated record